Messenger RNA from Vicia villosa (hairy vetch), 237 nucleotides. RefSeq lists its product as uncharacterized. Lineage: Eukaryota; Viridiplantae; Streptophyta; Magnoliopsida; Fabales; Fabaceae. The record is from RefSeq and is a predicted model, not a curated record. The transcript has 2 exons. The coding region runs from base 1 to 237 and encodes 78 amino acids.
AUGGAUCCAUCCGAAUUUCUUUUUGAUAUCGAAGCUUACAAAAGGCAGUCUGAAAUUGAUGAGAGGUAUAUCGUCAACCGGUUCAGGGAGCGAAAGAACCAAAUAGAGGAAGGAUAUACACCUCGUGUCAAGAGAAAAUAUCUCAAUAGAGAAAUGCGUGAUUCACAUGUACACCACGAAUUGCAAGAAGAAUUAGUCAAACACAUAUGGGCAAAGUUCGGAAUAUUUCAUGAUUAA